UAAAGAUGUAGCUCUGAACUGGUAGCUAUUCGCGUGCGUGACUUAUCAUGGAGAUCCUCGUGACUUGUUCAGCGUUCACAAUAUUAGCGAUCACGUUGAUCGCUAUAAUUCUCGCGAAAUUAAUUACGGUGAUAUAUCGAAAGCAGACGUACUGGAAGAGCAGACGGGUGCCUUACAUCAGGUCCGUCCCAGUACUCGGUGUUAUGUGGAAGUUCUUUUUACGCCGAAUCACAAUUCUGGAACUCAGUGGCGAAAUGUACAACUCUUAUCCGAACGCGAGAUACGUGGGAUUCAUCAACGCCAUUUUUCCGGCCGUGUUGAUCCGUGACCCUGACUUAAUUCGAGACGUAGCCGUGAAGUAUUUCGACCACUUUACAGACCGUUACAAUUUCGUCAAUGAAGAAAUCGAGCCUAUGUUCGGGAAGAGUUUGCCCCUGUUACGCGGUGAACGUUGGAAGGAGAUGAGGAACAUUCUCAGUCCGUCUUUCACGGCAAGUAAAAUGAGAUUCAUGUUCGAGCUUGUAUCGAAAUGUUCCCGAGACUUCGUGGAUUAUUUCGUCGAGCAUCCGGAGUAUACUUCGUUCAUAGAAGCCAAAGACGCCUUCGCUAGGUACACCAAUGACGUGAUAUUCACCGUAGCUUUUGGAAUAAACGUGAAUUCGUUGAAGGAUCGGGAGAACGAGUACUUCGUCCGAGGGAAAACGAUCUUCAACGAUAUAUUUGGGAGCAUCUUUAAAGUGUUAAUCAUAAACACGUGUCCAGCUUUCGCGAAGAUGAUCGGAAUGAAGAUUAUCUCACCUGCGACCACGAGUCUCUUUCGCAGAACAAUUUCGGAUGCUCUGAAGGCGCGUCGCGAACAGGGCAUCGUUAGACCGGAUAUGCUGCAUCUUUUGAUGCAGGCUAAAGCAAAGGAUUCCGAGACAGAAUUGACCGUCGACGAUAUCAUUUCUCAGGCAUUCACCUUCUUCUUGGCUGGCUUCGAUUCAUCUUCUACCAUGAUGGGUUUCAUGGUGUACGAACUGGCAUUGAAUCCAGAUAUUCAAGAGAAGCUUCGUAACGAAGUGGAUCAGUAUUUUGACGAGACUAAUGGGGAAAUUAAUUACGAGACCCUCUCGAAAAUGGAGUACAUGGAUAUGGUUGUAUCGGAGACUAAUAGGAAGCAUACUUUCUCGGUCUUUGUUGAUCGAGUUUGCACGCAAGAAUUCGAAUUACCUCCAGCAGAGCCUGGUUACAACAGCGUUACUAUUAAGCCCGGUGAUUGUGUAUGGUUUCCUAAUUAUGCAUUGAAUCAUGAUCCAAAAUAUUUCCCGGAUCCAGAGAAAUUCGAUCCGGAAAGAUUUAACGAAGAGAAUAAAGGGAAUAUUCUUCCUUAUACUUAUCUUCCAUUUGGAGUUGGACCUCGACAGUGUAUUGGCAAUAGGUUCGCGUUGAUGGAGAUAAAAAUUUUGAUGGUUCAUUUAUUGCGGAAAUUUGUAAUCAAACCUAACGAAAAGACUCCGAUUCCUCUUGUAUUUAAAAAGGCUAAUUUUGCAUCGGUUCCGGUAGAUGGAUGGUGGUUCAGUUUGGAGAAAAGGAAAUUUUAAAUUUAUUAUUCAUCGUUGUUUUUCUCUAUAAAAAUAUUUAAAUGUCUUCUUUAUUUUAUUUUUAGUAUAUCUCGAUGAUAAAUGUGUUCAAAAACAAAGAAAUUUAAUUUUACUAUCUAAGGCAUGGCUGUUUGUGCUUCAGUUAGGAAAAAUAAUUUCUGCUGGCAGAUAUUUUUUAAAUAUUUCUUCAAAGUAUUAUAGUAUUGUAACUUUUAUAAAGUAUUUUGAAAUUUAUCUACACUUUGAAAUUGAAACUGGGUAAAAUAGAAUGCGAAUAAAAAGAAUAUAUCUACAAAGACA
Osmia lignaria (orchard mason bee) is the source of this 1883-nucleotide messenger RNA. The record is from RefSeq and is a predicted model, not a curated record. Lineage: Eukaryota; Metazoa; Arthropoda; Insecta; Hymenoptera; Megachilidae.